AAAUAAGAUUGAGGUACAGCCAGGUCAAAAUGUACUGAAACUCAUACAGGAUUGUUUCGAAAGUUGUGGCAGUGAUCUUACAAUAAGAUCUCCAAGUGCAACCCAUUGCUCAACUCCUAUUGUCAGAAAUGAGAAGAGGACUUCAAUACAGAGCCAACGGGCGGGGUUAACUAACUCUGUGAAAAGAGCCUGUAAUUCUGCAGGAUCCUUACUUGCAUCACCGCUAAAACCAGUCAGCUGCAGAGGAUGGUCACAUGAAUCACCCCUGAAGCCUGCAAUAAAUGAUUAUGUAGCUGAUUCUAAAAAAACAGCGUCUCCUGUGUCUAAAAGAGAAACAAAUAAUAUAUUAAAAGAUGUUGACGCACUAUGCAAAAGUCCUGUCAUGUCUUCAGACCCUGAGGAUGAUCAUGGGUCUGUUGGAUCACCUCUUCUUGUGGAGGAAGCAAAAAGUUUUCCUGUACAUAAAUUACAUUUUGAUGACCAAAAUACUCCUGCUGCAGUGAAGAGCCAUGUGGAAGUUGAAAAUUUGGAAGGACCUCAGACUGGGAGAGCUGAGCAGAUUGUUCUCGUGCGAGGAACAGAACAUAUUGCUACGUCUUCUGUACAGAAAGAGAAGCCUUUCUCUUCGGUUGUCUUAGCAGCUGUAGCAACAGGAACGCUUGGAAAAAGGUAUUCAGCCUCAAUAUCACCGCCAUCACCUCCUCCUGUGAAAGAUCAAGAUUUGGAAAUAGAAAAUGAAUGUGAAUUUUUGAUUGAUGAAUCAGAUGGUGUAUCUUUUAAUUCUUGGUUUUCAAUACCCCAUAAGAACAAAAAAUCAAAAAAAGAUGGCUCUGCAACUCCUGUUUCUAAAUCUCAGCCCUCUGAAAAGGAGAAAUCAGAGAGUAAGAAAGGCAAGAACAGAAAAGUACAAGUUGAAGCACUUACUAAACAGAAAAUGGAUGAUUUGGAUGUCAGAAUACAUGACUUCAAAGGAACAUCAGAAUCAGAUCCAGUCUCUAAGAGUGAAGGAAAUGUCCUUAAAUCUCAAAGGCAAAACAGUACUCAUAUGGGAAAGACUAAAAAGUGUGCACUUAGGCAAGGCUCUCCAAACCAGAAAAAGGACACGUCCUGGAAACCAGAAGCUGAAGAACUGAUGAUGUCACGGUCUGGAUUGGAAACAAAAGCAUCUGAUGCAGAACAAUGUAAAACAAGGGUGAUGCCAAGUGAGGAGUCACCUAUGCCCUCAGCUGGGCACCAGCAAGAGAGGACCGUGUCUCCAAAAAAGAAUCUCAAGUCUUCCAAGUAUCCGCAGUUGGCUUCAAAAGCUUCUCAGCAUUUAGUUAGCAAGAAACAAACUGCUAAGCAGAAACUUCCAAAAGUUACAGUAGCUAAGAGACAGGCAGAAAGUCCAAGGAAGAAGCUUAAAAAAUCUGGCAAGAAAAGUAGUAAUAAAAAGCCUCAGUUACAAAGAGAGGAGAGUUCUGACAGUGAACCUGGUGAAGAAGAGCUUGAAAAAGAGCUUGUAAAAUUGAAUGAAGUGUUUACCUCACCCCUGCAGAAAUUACAGACUUCCGUGAUUCAGAAGUUGGCUAAGUCUGAAAAGCCUAAAAAUGUACUGCACACAUUGGAGUCACGUGGUGGUGCAAAUAACAAAACUCCUGUAAAAGCACUACAGCAUCUCAUAGACAGUGUGAAGAAUUCUGAAAAGAAACGAUUGUCAGCUAAGUCUUCAGGGAAGAUACCCAAAAAGAUUCAUCACAGAACCAGUAAAGGUGUUUGCUCAGACCCUGAGGACACUGAGUCUCAAACGGAUUCUGACAGCUUUUCUGUACAGGACGUGGCAAGAAAAAAACAGAAGUUAUCAGAUGUGAAAAUAAAAAGUAACAAAAGAAAACAUAACAUGCAACGUGGUCUACAGUAAGCUUUUUAUGUAAUUCCUUACAAGUGUGGUGUAACUUG
This is a messenger RNA of Fulmarus glacialis (Northern fulmar), 1938 nucleotides long. RefSeq lists its product as uncharacterized. The annotation marks the transcript as partial. The record is from RefSeq and is a predicted model, not a curated record. The transcript is spliced from 7 exons. NCBI's taxonomy places the organism in Eukaryota, Metazoa, Chordata, Aves, Procellariiformes, Procellariidae.